Molecule: messenger RNA, 2100 nt
Organism: Dimorphilus gyrociliatus
Lineage: Eukaryota; Metazoa; Annelida; Polychaeta; Dinophilidae
Source: the annotation of a GenBank genome assembly
GCCAUCUGUAUCCGUUCCUUCUGCGGGACUACAAUUUCCAGGACUAAGAAACGUAGUCCGAUGUUUAUGCGUAAUUUUUUUAUCUGAACUUUAUACGUUCACACAGCCUAAGAAGAGGAACUGAUUGUUUAUAAAUUUUUAUUGGAGUUUUCUUAAUUAAUUCACGGAAAAAUUGUUUUAAAAAAUUCCAGACGGCAGCGCAUGAAUAUUUAUAGUCUAUGUCUGGCAACCUAUAGAAAUUAAAAAUAUGAAGUUAGCCCUACUCGUCUUAUUUUCCUUGGCAAAUAGUCUUUUUGCUAUAAAAUGUAGAUGCAAAGGAAGAUACGGUUUUCCAGCUAAUGGCCAAAAUUGCAAAGGAGACACUUGCGAAAUAGAGGAUGGAUUUUGCUAUAAAAGCAUUUAUAGAGCUCAACCGACAGAAACCCACUAUGAAAAUAUCAUUAAAAUUUAUGGUAAAGAAUACGAAAAUUAUGGUUGCCAAAAGAAUCAUAUUGGCAUGAUAAUUGGUGAAUACUGCAACACUGUGAGUUUUAAGGCAGAUAAAAGAGUUAGUAAAUGCUGUGCAACAGAAGAUUUCUGCAAUGAUAAAAUAGAGAUAAAACUUCGAGACAUCAAUACUACACCAAAGCCAACGGAAAAUAGCGAGAGUUUUCCGAUUUACAUUGUUAUCAUAGCCAUUGCCGUUGCUUUUGGUGCAGCCGUAAUCUCUAUUGCCAUAGUCAAAGUAUUGCAGUGUAGAUUUAAGAAUAGUAAGAACGUGAAGAUAAAAGAAGUCGAUCAAGAGCAGACUUUAAUACCUGAUACCCCAGAUACUUUGGCAGAAAUGAUGACUGAAAGUGGUAGUGGAUCAGGUCUUCCAUUACUUGUUCAAAGAACAUUUUCUAGACAAAUCACAUUAAUUCAAUGUAUUGGUAAGGGAAAGUUUGGUGAGGUUUACAAGGGGACGUGGAGAUCGGACGAUGUUGCUGUUAAGAUAUUUUCAAGUAGAGAUGAAGUCUCAUGGAGAAGAGAGACUGAAAUAUAUCGCUCUAAUCUGAUAAGGCACGAAAAUAUACUUGGAUUUAUCGCCAGUGAUAAUAAAGAUACUGGAACUGUUACCCAACUCUGGCUUGUCACGGAAUACCAUAGUCUGGGAUCUCUUUUCGAUGUUCUUCAGAAUCAAACUGUCACAAAAGAGGAUAUGUUCUAUAUGGCUCUUUCUUCUACAAACGGACUUAUGCAUUUGCAUAUGGAAAUCGAAUCAAUGGGAGAUAAAGAAUAUAGGAAACCGGCUAUUGCUCAUAGAGAUAUUAAGUCAAGAAAUAUAUUAGUGAAGAAAGAUGGAAGAACCUGCUGUAUUGCCGAUUUGGGUCUUGCUGUGACAUAUGAUAGUCAAACCAAAAAUGUAAACAUACCCCCACAAGGUUGUCGAGUUGGCACAAAGCGUUACAUGGCUCCAGAGCUGCUGGAAGACAGCUUUAAUCAUACAAAUUUCGAUUGCUUUCGACAAGCUGAUAUUUACUCGCUUGCAUUAGUAUUUUGGGAGUUGAUUUCUAGAAUGGAUGAUGAUGGUUUUGUUUUUCACAAAAAGCAUGAACUGCCAUACUACGAUUCCGUUCAAAGUGACCCUCCUAUCGAGGAGAUGAAACAUACCGUGUGCACAUUAAAUAAACGACCCAACUUUAGUGAAAGGUGGAAGAGUGACUUUGCUCUCCGAAAAUUCACAGAUCUCGUCAGUGAAUGUUGGCACAAGAAUUCCGGUGCAAGACUAUCAGCUUUAAGAAUAAAAAAGACUCUACUUACAAUUCUCGAAACGUUUCAAAACUCAAAAACUGAAAAGAAAGAAGUAAAUACAAUAAAUUCAUGUGAAAAAUCGGACCAUAAAGUGAAUUUUUUGUUUCUUUAAUUUUAACAUGAAUAACAUAUAUAUAUAAAUAUAUAUUUAAAAUGGUAUUAAACAAAGUCAAGUUGUUAAAUUAUGUUGCUAUAUUUUGUUAUUAUUUUUACGUAAUAGAUAUGUUUAUGCAUAUGUAACUAUGAAAUGUUUCUCCUUUUUUUUUUGACUUUUAGACUAAAUACUAUGAAUAAAUAAUGGCUUUUUUAAAUAUAUAGCAAUUCUAC